This is a messenger RNA of Diplodia corticola, 648 nucleotides long. RefSeq lists its product as uncharacterized. The coding region runs from base 1 to 648 and encodes 215 amino acids. The record is from RefSeq and is a predicted model, not a curated record. The transcript has 2 exons. Lineage: Eukaryota; Fungi; Ascomycota; Dothideomycetes; Botryosphaeriales; Botryosphaeriaceae.
AUGAGCGGCUUUUCGGAGCGCGAGGUGCAGCUCAUGGCUUGCGCCUUCCAAGCCAUGAAGACACCGCCUGAAGUCCGUCACCCCCGCGUGCGCUCCUCAACACACGAACAUGCUCGCGCUGCACCUCACCUUCCUUUUCCUUUUGUUGUCCGAUUCCCCUCACUGCCUCACGCUUUGGCUAUGGCCGUCAAGCAUGAUGCUAACGUUUGGCCCAUGCUUUCACAGAUCGACUACCAACUCAUGGCACGCCUAGCCGGCAUGUCGCACCCGGGCUCCGCCAGCAACGCCAUGCGCGCCAUCCGGCGCAAGCUCGAUGCCCGCGUCCCUGGUACCGGUAACGCUGCAGUCAACGGCUCGCCCGGCACCCCGGCCAAGAAGACCCCUCGCACCGGCGGCACCGGAAAGAAGCGCUCUGCCAAGACGAUGAUGUCGACUUCGACGGGGAUGGGCAGUUUCUCUGAUGACGACGAAGAGGCCGGUGCCGACGCUGUGGCUGAGAGCCUGUCCAAGAAGAAGAUCAAGGGCAAGGCUCGUGCUAAUAGCAGCGAAGAUGGCACCGCCACGGUGAAGGUGAAGAAGGAGACGCGAUACGAGGAGGAUGAGGCGGAGGACGCUGGUGAGGAAGAUAUCUUCAUCGAGGAGGUUUAA